Penicillium chermesinum is the source of this 1299-nucleotide messenger RNA. RefSeq names its product cytochrome P450. Lineage: Eukaryota; Fungi; Ascomycota; Eurotiomycetes; Eurotiales; Aspergillaceae. The transcript has 5 exons. Gene Ontology annotation, molecular function: monooxygenase activity; oxidoreductase activity, acting on paired donors, with incorporation or reduction of molecular oxygen; iron ion binding. Bases 1 to 1299 code for a protein of 432 amino acids. The record is from RefSeq and is a predicted model, not a curated record.
AUGGAUAUCCUGCUGCUGCUAUCACUGGCCCUUGUGGCCCUGCUAGCAUACCGACUCUACUUCCAUCCUCUUGCUCAUAUUCCCGGUCCGCCAUUGGCCAAGGUUACCUAUCUCUACGAAUGGUACUAUGAUCUGUAUCAAAGCGGCCAGUUCACUUUCCAGCUUCGGGCCCUGCAUCGCCCUGUCAUCCGCAUCAACCCUGAUGAAGUGCAUAUCGACGACCCUGAUUUCUUCGACCAGGUCUUUAAUCAAACGAAUGGCCGCGCGGAAAAGCCUCCGCGCGUUGCAGAGGCCUUCGGGCCCUACCCCGCGACUAUCGGGACUCAAUCGCACGACUUGCACCGUCUCCGACGGAGCGCUCUCAACCCCUUCUUUUCUAAAAAGUCCGUCACAGACCUUGUCCCAGUUAUGUGGCGUCCGAUCGAGAUUCUGAGAGAACGUCUUCAGCACGCAGCUCAGACAGGAGAGACGCUAAAUAUGAAAUAUUUCUUCGCCGCCGUAACCUUGGAUAUCAUCAACGCCUACUGCUUCGCGCAUGAGCCCCAUAAUGUACGACAGCCCGAUUUUGGACGGAAGGGGUUUGACGACGUGGAUAGCUUCUUAGAGAUUAGCUUACUGAACAUCCAUAUCCCAUGGGCGAUGCGCUUUACAUAUUCACUUCCGGAUCUGUCUCGGCAGGUGGAGGCCAUUCGUAAUGGUGAAAAUACGGCCCACGAGAAAGCUAGCCAUCGGACCGUCUUUCACGAAUUACUAGACAGCAAGCUGCCCCCAGAAGAGUUGCAAAAGAACAGGUUACGCGAUGAAGCCUUCAGUUUGCAAUUCCCUUCGCUGGCCGUCCUCGAACAACUCCCAUAUUUAACUGCCGUGAUCCAGGAAGGUCUGCGCCUGUCGGAUCCCGUCACUCAUCGUAUUGGUCGCCAGUUUCCCGACCGGUCGUUCGAAUGUCGCGGCGUCUUCAUUCCCACUAAUACGAGCGUUAGCAUGACAGCCAUGCUCACCCAUCUCAAUGAAGAGAUUUUUCCAGAGCCUCGCAUCUUCCGACCUGAGCGUUGGUUAGGACCUGAAAGCAAGCGAUUAGAACGUUACCUUGUCCCCUUCAACCGCGGCACACGGUCUUGUCUGGGUAUGAAUUUAGCCCGUGCCGAGCUGGUUCUGAUCCUUGCGGCCGUCUUCCGGCAGUUUAACUUUGACGUGUCUGCUGUGCGCCGCGAUCGUGACAUUGACGUGAGUCGGGACUAUAUCCUGGGAGCGCAAGCGCGCGAUACGCCGGGUAUUUUGGUGACAGUGGAGGCGUGUUAA